Molecule: messenger RNA, 450 nt
Organism: Phaeoacremonium minimum UCRPA7
Lineage: Eukaryota; Fungi; Ascomycota; Sordariomycetes; Togniniales; Togniniaceae
Product: putative thioesterase thiol ester dehydrase-isomerase protein
Exons: 3
Coding region: 1-450 (149 amino acids)
Source: RefSeq, a predicted model, not a curated record
AUGAACGUCACAAUCCCAGAGCGCAAAGUCCUGCCGUCAGGAGAGUCUAACUUCCUGGUGAACAAGCGGACGUUGGCGGCUGAUAAGAGGCCAAUGUCCAAGUCGACGGAGCUCCUACAGGGCGGCGGCAAGGCGGAUGGCGAAGAGCCGAAGAAUCCUUUCAUACUGAUGACUGCACUGCUGGAUCUCGGUGAGGACAUGUGCUCGUAUCCGGGCAUGCUUCAUGGCGGGCUAUACUCUGUUCUGCUAGACGAGGUGAUGGGGACUGCGGCAAACUUCCAGACUGCCAAUGCUGCAUACACUGCAGAGCUCACCACGAAGUACAAAAAGCCCGUUAGGACACCUCAAGUAGUGCUGAUCAGAGGGCGAGUCAUCAAAAAAGAAGGUCGCAAGCUGCAAGUCAGGGGGACCAUUGAGGACAAAGACGGUAUGAGUGUCCCGUUGCGAUAG